AUGGAACAAUGGAGUGUAGUUGCUACAUUACCGGUAUUACCACCAGAUAUAACCAUUGCCACAGAUCAUCCUCGCGUAGUACAUGCUAAUAUAUUACCUGAUGAUGUCUUAAGUGAGGUUGGUAACACACCUAUUUACUGCAAACAUAUUUUAACUGAUGCUGACGAUAAAUUUUACGUGAUGGAGAGAUACGGCAAAGAGUACUGGGUAAUAUGGAUAGUGGAAAUGGAUAAACAUUCUAUAACUAAGCUAAUUGAUCUUAUAGAGUUUUCAGAUGAGGUUACUACAAAGGAAUUUGGGUCAACUAAUGGAUAUCAAUCUAUCGAUGAAAUUAAUAAUUACGGGACAAGUAAAGCAGAAUGGGAUGAAAUAAAGAUAACCAAGAUUUUUAAUAGUUUUGCGGAGUCAACGAAAGACAGAAAGAUUAUUGGCAAUUCUAGUGAACUAUUUAUGACUCUACCAUCAAACAACGAGCAAAACAAAAAUACUAGAACAGAAACCUGUCUUGUGUCAGAUCCAAAAAUAUACUUCAAUCAGAGGUAUUACAGUACUCUAUUUGAACUUGAUAACGCCAUAACUUACUUUGUUAAGUCACAUUUACCUAGGGUACGAAAUUUAUUUAAGGCAAACACGAGUACAAGCGAUUAUUUGUCACAGUAUAUAGCACUUAUCAAGAGUAGCCUAAUACCAGUGAGGAACUUUGAUGAACGUCAUACAUUGAAUGGUUUAACUACCUUGUUAUCAACAUUUGAUCCAAAUAGUGAAAUCCUUGAGCUACUAACAGCGUCUCAAAAUUUAACUGAUGAUAGCUUAGGUAAUGAUCUAUCAGAAAAGAUGCUGAUGCUAUCAGUUCUAAAAUAUCGUGAACUUAAGAUUCAAGUAGUUUUGCUACUUGAAAUGAUGCAUCUACUAUCUUUGGAUGAACAGUUCGACAGUUUUGAGAAGCAGUACAAAAAUAAAUUAGAACAGAGAUCUCGAAAUGUAACCAGAUCGUCUUUCAUGCAGAGGCGCUCACGAACAAGAAAGAAUCCUUCCACUAGUAGAGAGCUGGACUCUCCAAAAGGAAACGAUAUUAACAACAACAACGAUAAUAAUAGUAACAAUAAUGUAAAUGAUGGUACAUUCAAAAUUACGACCCAAACUGAUACCAUCCAAAACAAUAUCUUUGACUUUUAUGAACUACUGGAUAUAUAUUUAGAUAAACUAUUGAUUACUGACAUUUUGAUGAGCUCAACGAAUUUAGAUAAUAAUAAUACAGAUAGUGAAAGUGAUCAACCUGAGGAGAAUAUGGUAGAGACAAAAAAAUAUAACUUCCAACAUUAUAUGAAACGUAUUUUGGAUAAAAACGAUGAAGCUUCAGUCGUGGGCUUUGUGAAUUACACAUUGAUACCAUACUAUAACAGAAAGGCACCUAAUACCAUUAAAUUUAUUAUCCAAAAACUAAAGGGGCCCAGUAUGCGUAAGCAACCUCUAAAGAGAAUAACUACAGGGAAUACUGUAAAUGAAUCAACUCCACUCAUGGACAAUUCAUUCAAUGAUUUCUCCAAUAUUAAUAAUGGAACAGAUCCACUUAGAGCGUCAAGUGUACAAUAUGCUAGCAGUGAAAAAAACAAAGAGGAACUGAGGAGCAGCUCUCCAAGCCGUAAAUCUACUUUUCUAUCACAAAGGGCUAAUUCAAAUCUUACAGAUUUUAUUGAAAAAGAGGGAUCUGUUAACAAAAGGCUUUUACCGAUAUCGCGAACAACUUCUGAUAUAUCUUUCCUUGAAAAACGACAAUUUGCAGUUGAUAAUUCAAGGCAUCUAGAUUCACAAAAUCCUCAAGUAAGUACUACAUCUGACAAAAAUACCCAACCAAAGAUGUCUAAUUCUAUAUCGAGACUAAAACAACAAUCUUUUCGAAGAGUUGGGAGAAACAAAUCAAUAUUCAAAAAGUCAACUGAUGCAACAUCUAGUUUUGCCUUUUCUCACAAAAGUAUAAAGGAGGUCAACGAAACCAAUACUAUACAAGUCUUAUCAACUCCAAUGGGUAAAAGACAAUCUAAUUUAAAAGCGCAAGAGCAAUCACCACUUAUUAUAGAAUCGCCAGAUGCAGGCAUAAUAGCGAAAAGCCAGACCAAUGUAAAAGGGAACUCAGAGAAUAAUAAUACCAAAACAAGUAUUCCACCCAAUAAAAAGGUUAAAAGACGACUAUUCGCACCAUAA
Messenger RNA from Nakaseomyces glabratus, 2202 nucleotides. It is a transcript of the gene SLD3, whose product is annotated as Sld3p. NCBI's taxonomy places the organism in Eukaryota, Fungi, Ascomycota, Saccharomycetes, Saccharomycetales, Saccharomycetaceae. Gene Ontology annotation, biological process: DNA replication initiation. The record is from RefSeq and is a predicted model, not a curated record. Gene Ontology annotation, cellular component: DNA replication preinitiation complex.